Molecule: messenger RNA, 2422 nt
Organism: Setaria italica (foxtail millet)
Lineage: Eukaryota; Viridiplantae; Streptophyta; Magnoliopsida; Poales; Poaceae
Exons: 18
Coding region: 34-2112 (692 amino acids)
Source: RefSeq, a predicted model, not a curated record
ACGAAGCGGAGCAACUGCACUCUGCACACGGCCAUGUUCCGCAACAAGGUCCUGAUCCGCGCCGCCGCCGCCGACUCCGACUCUUCCUCCUCCCCAGCGCUGCCGCCAUUCCGCCUCCGCCAGCUCUCGCUCUCAGCCCCCGCCCCGAUCCCCGCCCUCGACCUCGAAAUCCUCUGCUGCAGGCUCUCCCGCCGCCACCGCGUCGCGUGCCUCCCCCAGCCCCCCGCCGACGCCCUCCUCGUCUUCCAGGGAUGCCAGUCCCGCGAGGCGGCCGAGGCGGUCUCCGAGAUCGCGGCCGCGUUCCCUGGGGCCUCGGUGGGCGAGGAGGAGGCGCUGGAAUGCUCAGGUGAGCUGAUCGCAAAAGCCGUCGGGUGUGAUCUGCGCUCCAUGAUGCUUGAACAUGGAUGGAGGUGUCUGGGAGAGAGUAUUUACGUGGACUCGAAGUUUGAUCAGAAUCAGGAGAGGACUGAUCUCUGCGCGGUGAAAGUGGAAGUCCGACUAGGGACAAAUGAUGAUUUUGAAUUUGUUGUCUCACCUGACGCAUUUCGCUACACUACUCAUAAGAUCUCUGAUGUUGCUAGCUCCAAUAUGAUGGAAACAUUUCAGCACAACAAUGAAGUGGUUUUGGAUAUCUUUAACAUUCGAACAGCUUGUACAACUCUCCCCGCACUUCAGGAAGGCCAUGUGAUUGGAUAUAGAAAGAUGCUCCCCUCAGAAUGCUGCUUGGACAAGUUUAUGGAGCUUUGUUUAUUUAAGCAUGGGUUAGAUACAAACUAUGAUUACCAUGUAGCAGUCAAACUUACUUAUGGAGCUUCAUUGGAAACAAAAUGUAGGUGGCCUUCUUCAUUAGUUCUCCAAGGUCCAGGGCUUCAACCGGCCUUAAAAUCUGUAAGAGUAUCAAAGGCAAUGUCUGCCUUGCAAUCCUUUGUAGAAUUAUUGAAAGCUUGGAGUUUCUUUGGCCAUAAUAAACUAAUAAUUAAGGAACAGGUUCUACUGAACUGCUCUUCAACUCUGCCUGCUUGGGAUAAGGCUGCAAGUAACCUGACAUUCCACAGUUCAAAAAAUGAUAAUAUCGAGGAUCUUGAUUCAGGUCAUUCAAAUAUUAUGUCCAAAGGUCAAUCAUUUAUUCUAGACUUUCGCACCCCAAAACCUGCUGUCCUUUGUUCAUUGAGGGCAAAAUUGUUGAAUACCGAAGUUCACAAGACAGCUCAUCCUUUGGGUGACAAUUACACUCUCAGUUGCGUGAAUCCUAUCAAUGAUGGUUUUCAAUCACAACUGGUUGCUCCAAACAGUUCAUAUAAAUCACAUGUUCCUUUGUUGAAGCCAUCAUUCAGCAGAAGUAAAUCAGCAGAAAAAAGGAAAUUGAGAUAUUCAUCAGAACAUCCUGAUGCGGAUAAUUCAAACAAAUCAAGUCAUCUUGAUGCUGUAGCAAAUCAUGCUAAUCUUGUUAGUUCGUCAAGUGCAAUUCUUCACAUGCCAGUCAUUCAGGUUUCUGAAAAUCUUGGAAGAAAUCAUGCAGAGUUACUGAAGGACAGAAGUCGAGGAGGUGGAAUUACCAAAGACCAACAGGAUUAUUUAGAAACAAAGUUGGACUCAAGAAGGAAGAGUAAAGACUACACACCAAGUAUCCAAGAAGUGACAAAAGCAAUACCAGACAUUGAGAAAGAUGUGCUUACCGCAAAGGUGGUAAACACAAAAUUGAAUUCUGUUGUUGCCAAGGAUGAGGUUACUGCAGAAGCAAAGAGAAAGGCAAAGCAAGAUCUUGACAAGAAUGUGUUGACUGCUGUGACUAAACAGAAAACAAUGCCAGAAAUUGUCAAAAAUGAAUUUGCUACAAAGGUGAGAGAUAAUCAGAACGAUGACCUUAAGAAAAAGGUUACAAAGUCUAGGGCGAAGGCAGUUGACAAGGAUAUCUUAAAUUCAAAAAGGACAAAAUCAAAGCCAGAUGUCGCCAGUGACGAGUUGAUAGCAAAGGUGAUCGAUCAUCAUAGGAGAGGUGAGCUGCGUUUGCUGACAGUCGCUGAUCUAAAGAGCUUCCUCGGUGCAAAGAAAUCAAAGGUUGGAGGAACAAAGGAAGUGCUAAUACAAAGAGUGACUGAGCUCCUUGCUUGACGGAUGCGUCGCUGUUAACAACUAAGUAAGAGGUUCCAACCUAAUUUGCAUGUGAGAUGUGCACGGUACUUGUUUUCUGGCGCUACUUGGUUGCACUGAGAACCAGAAGAUGCAUGUAAGUACAGUCACCAUAAAAUCAGAGAGCCUUUUUACAAAUUACUUGGGAGAUACUCCUUCCGCUCCGUUGUUUUAGUUUUUCCCAAAGUCAAACUUAUCUAACUUUGACCAAGUUCAUAGAAAAAUAUAUCAUAACAUCUAAAAUUCUUCACAAAUGCACCAACAAUGGUGUUCUCAAUGUUGUAGUCUUGUA